This is a messenger RNA of Electrophorus electricus (electric eel), 1701 nucleotides long. It is a transcript of the gene cenatac, whose product is annotated as centrosomal AT-AC splicing factor. The record is from RefSeq and is a predicted model, not a curated record. Lineage: Eukaryota; Metazoa; Chordata; Actinopteri; Gymnotiformes; Gymnotidae.
GUGUUUAAGGAAUUACUUUGUACAUCUCUGGAUGCUAGAAAUGGUUAUCGUGAAGGAAAGAAGCUAGAUAGCUACUAAAGAUAAAAUGGGAGCAUUUUAUUGUGCAGUAUGCAGACAGACCGAUUUCUCAGGAAAGGGGCAUAUCUACGGAAAAAGUCAUCAGUGCAAACUUAAAGUAGUUCUGGUUAAAUUCAUAGAAAAGGUGAAGGAAGCGCGGCGGUCUGUUAAACGACCGCAGGUGGUAAAAUCCGACUUUAUGCAGCACGAGGGCAAAUUUUGGUGUUACUGUUGUGCACUCGAAGUGCAGAAGCACGUAGCCGACGGCAGCGUGACUGUGCUUCACGGAGGCUUGCUGGAACACAUGAGCACCCGAGAGCACCGCACAAACACACACGCGUUCUGGUGGAGGAAUAAAGCCGACCCUAAGUUGAGAGACAAAGUCAUCAUCACGGAGGAAGAGAUCGAGAGAUUUAAGGCCGAAGUUGCCAAGGCUAUAGAGCAGUAUGAGGAGAAUGAGGACACACUUAUAAAAGAGCAAGCUGCCAUAAUCAGGUCCCAGGAGCAUCACAGGUUGGAAGUCCUACAGUCUUUGAUAGAGCCGGAGCCAGAGUGGCGACAGUCUGCUGAACAGGGCCAGCAAGUGAUGCAGCAUACAACCUGUAGCAUGAGUGCUGAUAUGGCAAGCAGCUUUCAAGCUAGUUCACAUGACUUGAGGGACCAGGCAGGGCCAAGCUACGUGGACCCCUUCCUGCAGAGGCAGUGGGCCGAGCCAGAACAUGGUCUGACUUUCAUCGGCCAUCAGGACUCUUCUGGUAGUGGGAAUGUUCACACAGGAGCCAUGCCCCCUUGGCUGUUGGAGGAGCCCGACGACGAGGGCAUGGCUAGCACCCAGCAAGAGAUUGGUCCCUCCCUGCAAGAGUUCCUUAAACACAAAGAGCAAGAGAAGCUCAAAAAGCUCCCAGCCAACCGCGUGGGGGCUAACUUCGACCAUGGUUCGUGCACCGAUGCUGAUUGGCUGCCAUCCUUUGGGCGUGUGUGGAACAGCGGCCGGCGCUGGCAGUCCAGGCACCAGUUCAGGCAGGAGGAGGCUAGAGGCAGGAGGAAGAGGAGGAGGGAGCGCGGGGGGAAGGCCACAGCAAAGCAGAAUCACCUCUAUAAUGGAGACUUGUGAUUUGACAAGUGCUCAUGUAUUGUGUACAUAUGACGUGUAAAUAUUUGGUGUUCUGGUUAUGAAAAGGAAAGUCUCGAUUGUAAGUUCUAGAUUAAUUCCAGCAAAAUGAACAGGCUGAUGUUUUAGUGUGGGCUUUACUGGUAGAUGUAAAAUCUGGCAGAGAUAAAUUGAGACUGUAAGGUUCAGUGUUCUGGCAAUAUCCCACUGCAAUUGAGGUCAGUAAUGGUGCAUGUGUACUGGCUUUCUAAAGUUGCAAGUACAUGACAGCAAAAACAUGGACAAUUGGAUUAGUUCUAAUUUCUGUAUUAUACCAAUACAGCUUCAUUUUCUCACCUUGAGAAUUCUUUGGCUUCAGAUCUAAAUGAGUGUGUCAUAUCAACUUAAUGGUCCUGGAGCCAGUGCAUGAUUCUAAUUCUUUUUACCAGUUCCAUCCCGAAGCUGAAAUAACUUGCAUACUAUUGGCUGGGAUCAAAAAUCAAAUUCAUACAGGUGUGUUUCCAGUUUAUUGAAUAAAGUUAACAGGUGAAGUG